AUGUAUCAGCUAGAACGCCGUGCAAUCUUCUCCAAGCGCUGGAUUCUACUCACGCACUCCAGCCGAUUCAUGAACCCAGGCGACUUCCUGUCUUUCACCGUCGCUAAUUUCAAUUUCUUCGUGGUCCGCGACCGAGAGGGCUCUAUCAACGCUUUUCACAAUGUCUGCCGCCACCGCGCAUUCCCAGUCGUGCAGUCCCGCUGCGGCACUUCCUCUAUUUUAACCUGCAAAUACCAUGGCUGGUCAUACGGCCUGAAGGGCAAUUUAGCCAAAGCUCCCCGUUUUGAAACAGAGACUGAUUUCGACAAGACAAAGAACUCCCUUCUCCCUGUGCACGCGCACGUCGACAAAGCCGGUUUCCUAUGGGUGAAUCUCCAAGCUAGCGAAACGCCCGAUGUCAACUGGGACGAGGAGUACAAUAAGAUCGAUGAGCAGCCGCGCAUGCAAGACUUCGAUUUUGCCAAGAAUUACUCUUUCGAUCAUUACUGGGAUAUGGACGUUGAUGCGAACUGGAAAGGUCUGGUGGAGAAUUACAACGAGUGUUAUCAUUGCGCGACCUCGCAUCCGCUGAUCCGUGGCGUGUCCGAUCUCCCUAAGUAUCGCGUUGAGCCCAACGGGGGAUACAUGGAACAUCAUAUUUAUAACAAGAAGGGCAGCGAUGCACAGUUCAAACGCGCUAUUACUUAUUUUUAUCCGACGACGUCGGUGACAGUGACGGAUAAAUUUUUCUACAUCCAGCGCAUGUUCCCGGUGAGCGCGACGAGAAGCAAGAUCGAAAAUGAAGUAUAUCGGCAUCGGGAUGCAACGGAUGACGAGUUCAGGGAGAUAAAUACAUUUUAUAGACAAGUACUAGACGAGGACAGAGAGUUGUGUGUUGGAACGCAAGGGAACCUGGAUGCUGGUGUUUUCACCAACGGCGAGUUGCAUCCAACGAAGGAGAAGGGUCCGGUUCACUUUCAAAACACGGUGCGAGAAGCUGUCAUGGAGCAUCGGCGGAUGGAAGAACAGAAGGGUGGACAAUCGAUCUGGCCUGCCACACCGGCUCCUCCGAUGACACAGAAGCUUCACGAGGAAGAAGCAUUUUGCUCGAAACUAGAAGCGGACAGCUGUCUAGAUAGACCGGAGCUCUCGUGGUGA
Aspergillus melleus is the source of this 1137-nucleotide messenger RNA. RefSeq names its product aromatic ring-hydroxylating oxygenase subunit alpha. The record is from RefSeq and is a predicted model, not a curated record. Gene Ontology annotation, molecular function: 2 iron, 2 sulfur cluster binding; iron ion binding. The coding region runs from base 1 to 1137 and encodes 378 amino acids. Lineage: Eukaryota; Fungi; Ascomycota; Eurotiomycetes; Eurotiales; Aspergillaceae. The transcript has 3 exons.